GUGUUGAGUGGUCAACCCAUAGGCGCCGCGGCCGCGAUCUUCUCGGGGCUGGCCACGUGCCCCGGCGAGAAGUCCAAGGCGCUGCCGAGGGGCGUGACCGAGUGGCUGCCGCCCACCAAUACUUCGCCCGCGCUCGAGCUCCCCGCGAGAGCCGAAGGCGGCGCGCCCGCGCCAGCCGACGGCGGCGCGGCCGAG
Molecule: messenger RNA, 195 nt
Organism: Prorocentrum cordatum
Lineage: Eukaryota; Dinophyceae; Prorocentrales; Prorocentraceae
Source: the annotation of a GenBank genome assembly